GAAAAUAAGAAAAUAAAGGCCGGCAGGUACUUAUAUCGAUUUGCAGCGGGAUCAUUUCUCUCAGGCCUCAUGCGACUCUUCGCUUUCUUUACCUGAAAAGCUAAAACCGCCGAUCUUCUGCAAAUUGUAAUUGCCGGAAAUGGAUGAUUCAGGCAAUCCUCAGGACGUUGUUGUGCCACCAGUUGAAGGUGUUGCUGGAGGAGGGACGGCAUAUGGAUGGACUGAGGGUGGCUUACAAGGUGCAAGUCCACUCAAGGGAUCUAUCGACCCUACAGAGGUUCCGACUGCUGAUUUAGUGCAUGUGUGGUGCAUGCCAAGCACAGCAAAUGUUGGACCACAAGAAACACCAAGGAAUUUGGAGUCGGUUAAUCUUCUGGCUGGUAGAAAUGAAAGAGAGAGUAUUCAAAUUGCACUGCGUCCAAAAGUUUCUUGGGGUAAUCCUGGAAAUGCAGGGGUUGUGCAGGUCCAGUGUAGAGACUUGUGCUCCACAUCUGGUGAUCGGUUGGUUGUUGGACAAUCAAUUAACAUGCGGCGUGUGGUUCCCAUAUUGGGUGUCCCAGAUGCUCUUGCACCUCUUGAUCUUCCAAUUAGUCAAAUAAACUUAUUACCAGGAGAGACAACUGCAGUUUGGAUUUCCAUUGAUGUUCCUAGUGCGCAACCCCCAGGACAGUAUGAGGGAGAGAUCAUCAUUACUGCUACAAAGGCAGAUGCAGAGGCUCCAGCGCAUUGCUUGGGCAAAGCCGAGAAGCAUCAACUUUAUAGGGAUCUUGAAAGUUGUCUUGAAAUGGUGGAGCCCAUUGAUGGGAAACCGGUGGAUGAAGUGGUAGAAAGGGUGAAAUCUGCUACAACAUCUUUGAGAAGAGUUCUUCUGUCACCAUUAUUUUCUGAAUUCUGUACAUUAAAUGGGUCAGUUGAUAUGAUGGAGGAAGAUGCUGUUUCGAGCCUUUCAGCACGUGUGAAGAUUAAUAUGACAGUUUGGGACUUCAUUCUUCCUGCAACCCCAUCACUUCCUGCUGUUUUUGGCAUAUCUGAUACUGUAAUUGAAGAUCGUUUUGGUGUUGAACAUGGGACUGAUGAGUGGUAUGAGGCACUGGAUCAGCAUUUUAAGUGGCUUCUUCAAUACAAAAUCAGUCCAUACUUUUGCAGAUGGGGUGACAGUAUGCGUGUCUUGACGUAUACCUGCCCUUGGCCAGCUGAUCAUCCAAAAUCAGAUGAAUACUUUUCGGAUCCACGGUUGGCAGCCUAUGCUUUGCCAUAUAGUCGAUCUGUCUCUGGGUAUACAGCUAGUCAUCCAAGUUCACUUCUAUCAGCGAAGGAUUACAUGCAGAAACAAAUUGAUAUAUUGAGGACAAAGUCUCACUGGAAGAAAGCAUACUUUUACUUGUGGGAUGAGCCACUGAAUCUGGAGCAAUAUGAGUCCCUCCGCAGCUUAGCCACCGAGAUCCAUGCGUAUGCGCCUGAUGCUCGUGUUUUAACUACUUACUACUGUGGGCCUAGCAAUGCACCUACUGCGUUCGAGGGUUUUGUGAAAGUUCCAAAAUUCCUGCGCCCACAUACUCAAAUUUAUUGUACAAGUGAAUGGGUGCUUGGGAAUCGAGAGGAUUUGGUCAAAGAUAUUGUUUCCGAAAUACAAACAGAAAAUGGCGAGGAAUGGUGGACUUACGUGUGCUUGGGACCGUCUGACCCCCAUCCCAAUUGGCACCUUGGGAUGCGAGGUACACAACACCGUGCUGUAAUGUGGCGUGUAUGGAAAGAAGGUGGAACGGGUUUCUUAUAUUGGGGUGCCAAUUGCUAUGAGAAGGCAAAUGUUCCAAGCGCAGAGAUAAGAUUCAGGCGUGGCCUUCCCCCCGGAGAUGGAGUUUUGUUCUACCCUGGCCAGGUGUUCUCAUCAUCAAGUCAACCAGUUGCUUCAGUCAGACUCGAGCGCAUUCUCAGUGGCUUGCAGGACAUUGAGUACCUCAGACUCUACUCUUCAAGAUACGGUCGAGAUGAAGGACUGGCUCUCCUUGAAAAGACGGGUUUGUACCUCGGUCCUGAGCGUUACACGCACGAUCACACGCCCAUUGAUGCAAUGCGGGGUGAGAUCUACAAUGCAUGUCGCUCGUGAGGAAAGACAGUUCCAGACUUGCAAACGAACGUUGUUAGCAGCGAGAUUGAAUCCAGCAGAUCAUGAGAGAUGUUUUUGUUUUCCGCGGGUAUUGCACUUUCCAUAUAUUCAUAAUCUUUUCGUGUAAUGUACAGAUGCUUUCUAGUAUCUUCUCUUUAUCGGAGGCCGAUUACUUUACCUGCAGAAGUUUACAGUACAUAGAUAGGAAACAUCCUCGGGCUACUUAACCGAGAGAAAACUGCAUACAUUGGGAUGCCACUGCAGCAGUAACCGAAAGCAAUCACGUAAUGUCAUAACUUCUCCUUGUAGAA
Messenger RNA from Pyrus x bretschneideri (Chinese white pear), 2418 nucleotides. RefSeq lists its product as uncharacterized. NCBI's taxonomy places the organism in Eukaryota, Viridiplantae, Streptophyta, Magnoliopsida, Rosales, Rosaceae. The transcript has 16 exons. The record is from RefSeq and is a predicted model, not a curated record. Bases 140 to 2107 code for a protein of 655 amino acids.